UUAAAUACAUUUUUGAUAAAAUUUUACAAGUAAAAUUGGAUUUAUAAGUAUUUAAACUUUAACUGUGUAUUAGUUUUAAGAAAAUCGAUUUCAAUUACACAUGCCGUACAUUUAGUCUACUUCUAUGAAAAUGGCACAGUUUUUGUUCCGAGGACUUCGACAGUUUACGGUUUUGGGCAAAACAUCCGUGUGUUUCAAAUGCGAGCAAAAUACGUUCAAAUUGAUAUCAUACGUGCGUCCAUCAUUCGUUUCGUCAUUAAACAAAUUCUACUGUUCACAAAGUGAAAAAAAACUAUCUGAAACUUUAGAAACACGUACAGCUGAUCCACUGGAUAUAUUUGGUGAGAAUAAAGAUGAGAGACUUAAGGAAAAAGAAAAGGCGAUAAAAAACUUAAAAAUAGGAUUUUUUUUUAUUGGUGCAUCGUUAAUAAUGAUAAUUGGUUGUGGUCUUUAUGUCUUAAUGGCCGAUAAUUACUAUAGAGACAAUGAAGAUGAGAAAGACAUUUAUCCUGUACGUGUGUUCAAACGUGGACGUUUGGCAAUCAACGAGUUUUUUGAAUCCAUGCGAGCACCUUCUUAUGAAAAAUUAUUACCAGAUCCAUUGCCAUAUCCAUAUAUUCAACCACCUUAUACAUUGAUUAUAGAAAUGACAGACUUGCUUGUUCAUCCAGAAUGGACAUAUUCAACUGGAUGGAGAUUUAAAAAGAGGCCAAAUGUUGAUAAAUUCCUUGAACAAGUAUCACAAAAUUAUGAAAUUGUUGUAUUCACAGCUUCCAAUGGAUUUAAUGUUUAUCCAAUAUUAGAUAGUUUGGAUAAAAAUAAUGUUAUUAUGUAUAGACUUGUUAAGAAUGCUACAGAUUAUAUUGAUGGUCACCAUGUGAAGAACUUGGAACGUAUUAACCGUGAUUUGUCUAGAGUCAUUAUGGUAGAUUGGAAUGUAGACUCAGUGAAAUUACAAAGGGAAAAUGCUUUAGUCAUACCACAAUGGACAGGUGAAGAUGGUGACCAACAGUUGAUUCAAUUAGCAGAAUUUUUAAAUGUAGUAGCAGCAAGUGAAGUUAUUGAUGUAAGAGAAGUACUAUCAUAUUAUAAACAAUUCAAUAACCCUCUAGAAGUUUUUAAAGAAAACCAAAGAAAAUUAUUGGAAAUGCAAGAAGAACAAAAACAAAUAUCGGGUACACUUCCAGUGAAUAAAGCUAGAGGUUCAUGGAAAGAUAAAUAUCUAUAUGGAAAAUAAACUCUUAACUAUUAUUACAUAUUAUUUUUGUUUUUUUUUUUUUUACCAAAAAUAAAGUAGGUAGUACAUUUUAA
Messenger RNA from Sipha flava (yellow sugarcane aphid), 1311 nucleotides. Its product is annotated as mitochondrial import inner membrane translocase subunit TIM50-C-like. NCBI's taxonomy places the organism in Eukaryota, Metazoa, Arthropoda, Insecta, Hemiptera, Aphididae. The record is from RefSeq and is a predicted model, not a curated record. The coding region runs from base 125 to 1237 and encodes 370 amino acids. The transcript has a single exon. Gene Ontology annotation, molecular function: phosphoprotein phosphatase activity.